AUGGCUCCCAAACCUCCCACCUACCCCCGCGGUGCCAAGGGCUUGAAGAGGUCGGGCGAUCCCGAUGUUCCAGUGACACGCUGGGCCCCCAACGGCAUACAGCUCCAGCCCUUUGACGUUCGAAUCUUCCAUCACCGUGGCUGCUUCUUCCCCGCUCCUUCGAAGUUGAGCCAUGUCGAGACUUUCGACUCCGCCGACGAGCCUGGAGAUGCCCCGGAACACCAUGAUGCCACUUUGGACGAGAACCAUGACCAGCAGAGCAUUGUCCUGCCACCCGUUGCUGGUCAGCAGCCGGCGGAUUACUACGGUCCAGCAAGCAACUAUGCUGGUUCUAUCUCAAGUGACUCGGACUCGGACUCCGAUUCAACCUCCCGAAACGAUGACGCUAGUUACGCCGUCGAAGCCGACACCGACUCCGACCCUGCAUUUUCUUCCUGUGAUGGCGCCUUCGCUACUGAGGCCGGAGAACAUGAUGCCGAUGGCGACGACGAUGCCAUGAGCGUCGAUCUCGAUGAUGAGGGCUUUGGCAUCCUUCCGGCCGGGCUGGAUGAGCCCCAGCUUAAACUCAGGCCCGCCAGUACCGCGCAGAUGUUGGAUAUCAUGCAUGCCGCUACUGACGAACUGAACCAUGAUCAUGUCAUAUCUUUUCGUCACUCGAGACAUCUUCCGCCCCUACCUGAAGGAUACGAAUUUAUUGUGACACCUACCAUGGCUUUCUGCAGAAAACCCUAUCUCAUUCUGCCCGUCAAUUCUGCUCGCUCCAACCGCAUAAGAAAAGACGACCACUAUGACCAUGAAGAGGCCACGCCUCUCUGA
Diplodia corticola is the source of this 816-nucleotide messenger RNA. RefSeq lists its product as uncharacterized. Lineage: Eukaryota; Fungi; Ascomycota; Dothideomycetes; Botryosphaeriales; Botryosphaeriaceae. The record is from RefSeq and is a predicted model, not a curated record. The transcript has a single exon. The coding region runs from base 1 to 816 and encodes 271 amino acids.